UUUUUUUUUAUUUGUAACUGAAUUAUGAAAGUUUUAAUAUCAAAUGAUGAUGGACCACCAAGUCUUAAGGAGUCACCCUUUAUUUUACCUUUUAUUGAGCAUUUAGAAAAGCUUGGUUGGGAUGUUAGGGUUUGCUUACCUGAUAGUCAAAAGUCUUGGAUUGCUAAAUCAUUUAUGAUUACAGAAGAAGUUCAGUUACGUUACUACAAUAGAAAGACAAAAGAAAUAACGAUUGAAAAAGAAAAUGAUAAUGAUUUUUAUUUGUUAAGUGGCACACCAGCUACAUGUGUUAAUAUUGCAUUAAAUCAUUUAUUUAAAGACGAAGAAUUUGAUCUGGUUAUAAGUGGUCCCAAUUUUGGUAGAAACUUUUCAAAUAUAUUUACGCUUGCUUCAGGAACAGUGGGUGCAGCUAUGGAAGGUGUUUUAAAUAAGCAAAAAGCAGUGUCAGUCUCAUUCUGUUUCUGUAAUCAAAGACCAGAAUGUAUAAAGAAUUGUUGUGAAACAGCCAGUGAUAUUAUUGAACAUUUAUACAGCCUCUCUGAUAACGAUCAUAUUCCAUGGCCCGAAAAUGUGAUGUAUAACGUUAAUAUUCCUAUGGUCGAAUAUCGUUGUCCUAUUCAUAUUACUGAUUUUCACAAGACAAAUUACGGUUCCUUAUUUAAAAGAGUUGAGGACAAAAUAGGAAAAAAUCGAUUUAUAUUUUCCCCUGAUUUUACAGCAAACCAUAAUAAACCAGAUGGUUUACCAGGCACAGAUAAAUGGGCUUUAAUGAAUAAAUAUGUCUCAGGUAAGGAUAAUAUACAUUUAUAUUUAUAGAAAUGCCUACAAUCUAUUUUAAUUCUAUUUCAUUUCCCAGUUACUCCUAUGGUUGCAGCUUUCCAAACUGCUAUCUUAAAUGAUAUUGAUUAUGGGUUUGAUGCCUUAAAUAAAAAGGCGUUUUCUUCUAUAUCAC
Cokeromyces recurvatus is the source of this 952-nucleotide messenger RNA. Its product is annotated as survival protein sure-like phosphatase/nucleotidase. Gene Ontology annotation, cellular component: P-body. The record is from RefSeq and is a predicted model, not a curated record. The transcript has 6 exons. Gene Ontology annotation, molecular function: hydrolase activity. Lineage: Eukaryota; Fungi; Mucoromycota; Mucoromycetes; Mucorales; Mucoraceae. The coding region runs from base 25 to 816 and encodes 263 amino acids.